Messenger RNA from Vanrija pseudolonga, 1077 nucleotides. RefSeq names its product Putative quercetin 2,3-dioxygenase. The transcript has a single exon. The record is from RefSeq and is a predicted model, not a curated record. Bases 1 to 1077 code for a protein of 358 amino acids. NCBI's taxonomy places the organism in Eukaryota, Fungi, Basidiomycota, Tremellomycetes, Trichosporonales, Trichosporonaceae.
AUGUCCUCUAUCAAGAAGACCCUCGGCAAGGUCGUCGACCUCGGCGCCCCAUGGCGCGGCAUCGGCCCCUUCAUCUUUGCCGUCUUCCACCGCGACGACUACCCGGCCGGCAACAAGGGCCUGGGCCCCAUCACGGGCACGGCAGGCCACCACAUCGGCUCUGACUUCGGGCACGCGUCCGGCUGGAACAUGUACCACGGCAAGACGGUCCCCGGCUUCCCCGCGCACCCGCACAAGGGCUUUGAGACGAUCUCGAUCGUCGACAAGGGCCUCAUCGACCACCACGACUCGGCGGGCGCCGGCGCACGCUAUGGCCCAGGCGACGUCCAGUGGGUGACCGCCGGCAACGGCAUUAGCCACUCGGAGAUGUUCCCCCUCGUCCACGAGGACAAGCCCAACCCCAUGGAAAUGUACCAGAUCUGGAUCAACCUCCCCGCCGCCAAGAAGGGCUCGCCGCCCGACUUUGUCAUGAUGUGGUCCGACUCGAUCCCCGUCGUCACCAAGGAGUCUACACAGGGCACCGCCAAGGUCCGCGUGAUCGCCGGCGAGUUUGACGGCGUCAAGUCGCCCGCUCCGCCCAAGAACUCGUACGCCUCCGACCCGAACGGCGACGUCGCCAUAUACCUCGUUGAUCUCGAUGCCCGCGCCAGCGUCAAGCUGCCAGUCGCGAACAACCCCAAGACCAAGCGCCUCCUCUACGUCCACGACCGCGACCGCAGCGACCAGGCCAAGGUCAACGUCUCGGGCACGUGGGUUGACAACAAGGCCGGCUUCGAGCAGAGCGCCGAGAGCAUCACCACCGAGCGCCUGACGCUUACCGCCGGCAACGCCCCCGUCAAGGUCCUCGUUCUCCAGGGCGUCGACAUCGACGAGCCCGUCGCCAAGCACGGCCCCUUCGUCAUGAACACCCAGAAGGAGAUCCAGGAGGCCUUUGACCUCUACCGCAAGACCGAGUUUGGCGGCUGGCCUUGGGGCUCGUCCGCACCAGUCUACCCCGCCGACAAGCCGCGCUUCGCCAAGUUCCCCGACGGCCACUACGAGUACCCCGAGGGCGAGCCCGCUGCCGCCAAGGCGUAA